AUGAAGAUCAUUGUAUAUUUUUGCAUUUGGGCAGUAGCAUGGGCCAUUCCAGUUCCUCAAAUCAAGCCGUUGGAGAGACAUGCUGUUGACGAAACUGUGAAUUUAAAUCUUCUAGCAAAAUCAAAAGUGCCAAUACAGGAUGCAUUAAAUGCCAAUGAUACCACCAAAGAAAGUGCUGGCCUCAUGCAUGAAAAUGAACAAGGAAGGCAACAGGAUACCAAAGAUGGCUACAAAGGAGAGAGAAAUGGUUCUGAGUGGGCAGAGCUGGGAGGGAAAAGUUCUUCUACAGGUUCCACAUUAGUAAAUGAAAAGGGGAAUACAGAGGAUCUAAAGGGGGGCACAGGAAAACCAGAAACAUACGAUCAUGAUGGGAUCCAAGGACAAGAAGAUAGCACCAGUGCAAACGGCCUCAGGGGACAAGUAAGCAUCAUCCAAGAUGCUGGAGCAGCAAAUGGGAGCCAUAUUGAUGGGAUUACUGAGAACAAUUCCCAAAAUGCGGGUGUUGGAAAUACAAGUCAAAGUGAGGACGCCACUGUUGUCCAAGAAGAUGGACAUCAAGUAGCUGGAAGCAGUAACAGUACAGGUCAGGAGGAUGAAAUCAAUGGGAGUAUCUGUAGAAACGGGGCUGACACAAGUGAAACAACACCUCAGAGAGAAGGCGAGAGAAAUGGGAAUGAGGAGGCAGGGAUAUUGCCAGUGGGAAGUGGAGCUGGCAACGGAGAAGAUGUUGGUUUGGAUAAUUUUGAAGGAAGUCCUAGUGGGAAUGGAGCAGAUGAGGGUGAAGACAAGGGCUCUGGUGAUGAUGGAGGUGAAGAAACAGGGAAUGGAGAAAAGGGUAGUGAUCCCAGCAAGGGCCAGGAGGGUCAGUCUCAUGGAGAAGAGGAUGAUGAGGACAAUAGCUUAGGUAAAAAUUCAGUUAGUAGUGAAGAUGAUGGCCCUGGGGACAACGAAGACACCCAUGUCAUUGGUGGAGACCUCUCCAAGAGUGAGGAAGAUUCUGCCGGUAUUCCAGAAGACAAUGAUGGCCAGAAAACAGAGGACACUCAAAAACCCAGUCACGGAGAGAACAAAGCUAUGGAAAAUAGAAUCACUGAAAAGUCAGAGCCACCUACUAUUGGGAAGGGCCAAGAUAAGGGAAUGGAAAUAGAAAGUCCUAGCAGUGGGCACAGAAACAAUAUUACCAAAGAAGCUGGGAAAGUUAAUGAAGAUAAAGAGAGUAAAGGCCAGCAUGGAAUGAUUGUGGGCAAAGGAAAUGUCAAGACACAAGGAGAGAUUGACAUUAUAGAAGGAGCUGGCCAGAAACUGGAACCUGGAAAUAAGCUUGGACCCAGCAAAACACACAGUGACAGUAACAGUGAUGGAUAUGACAGUUACGAGUUUGACGAUGAAUCCAUGCAAGGAGAUGACCCCAACAGCAGUGAUGAUGCCAAUUCUGAAGGUGAUAAUAAUCACAGUAGCCGAGGAGAUACUUCUUAUAACUCUGAUGAAUCGAAUGAUCAUGGCAAUGACAGUGGCUCAAAAGGAGAUGAUGAUGGUAGUGAUAACACAUCAGAUGCUAAUGACAGUGGUAGUGAUGGCAAUGGUAACAAUGGAGAUGAUGACAAUGGCAAAUCAGGCAACAGCAAAGAUAAAUCAGACAGCAGUGACAGCAGUGACAGUAGUGAAAGUGACAGUAAAUCAGACAGUGACAGCAGCGACAGCAGCGAUAGUGACAGUAAAUCAGACAGUGACAGCAGUGACAGCAGCGAUAGUGACAGUAAAUCAGACAGUGACAGCAGUGACAGCAGCGAUAGUGACAGUAAAUCAGACAGUGACAGCAGUGACAGCAGUGACAGCAGCGACAGCAGUGACAGCAGCGACAGCAGUGACAGCAGCGAUAGUGACAGUAAAUCAGACAGUGACAGCAGUGACAGCAGUGACAGCAGCGAUAGUAGUGACAGCAGUGACAGCAAUGGUAAGAGUGACAGCAAGACCAAGUCUGGUAAAGGCAACAACAAUGGAAGUAGUAGCGACAGUGACAGUGACAGUGAAGGCAGUGACAGUAAUCACUCAACAAGUGAUGAUUAG
Molecule: messenger RNA, 2067 nt
Organism: Odocoileus virginianus texanus
Lineage: Eukaryota; Metazoa; Chordata; Mammalia; Artiodactyla; Cervidae
Source: RefSeq, a predicted model, not a curated record